This is a messenger RNA of Rhododendron vialii, 1658 nucleotides long. RefSeq names its product UDP-glycosyltransferase 87A2-like. The transcript is spliced from 2 exons. Gene Ontology annotation, molecular function: UDP-glycosyltransferase activity. Bases 70 to 1470 code for a protein of 466 amino acids. The record is from RefSeq and is a predicted model, not a curated record. NCBI's taxonomy places the organism in Eukaryota, Viridiplantae, Streptophyta, Magnoliopsida, Ericales, Ericaceae.
UAUAUACUGGACCAAAAUAAGUCAACUUUCACCUCCGAUUUUCAUCGCCUGAGAUUCCUCCUACACAACAUGGAAACCAUCGGCCAGCCCAACCCAAUCACCGGCCGCCACGUUGUGGCCAUGCCUUUCCCCGGCCGCGGCCACAUCAACCCCAUGAUCAAUCUCUGCACCCUCCUCAUCCCCUCUCCCAGAAUCUCAACCAUCACCUUAAUCCUCACCGAAGAGUGGCUCGGCUUGGUCAGCCACCACCUCCCACCGGCCGCCGCCUCACCCAAGCUUCGCCUCCGCUCCAUUCCCAACGUCCUGCCCUCCGAGCGGACUCGCGGAGCCGACUUCUCGGGAUUCUCGUUCUACAGAGCCGUUGACAUCGAAAUGGAAGCCCCGUUUGAAGAGUUGCUGCUGACUGAUGAUCUACGGCCGGUUUCGUGCAUCGUAUACGAUGUUUUUUUGCGGUGGGUGCCUGGGGUGGGAAGCCGGCGGAAUAUCCCGGUGGUGGGGUUCUGGACCCAGGCGCCCUCGAUGUUUUCUGUGUAUUACCAGUUUGACCUUAUUGCUGAUCGUGGACAUGCCCCGAUUAAAGACAACUCACGAGGAAAAGAGCAGGAGAUCAUAGACUACCUUCCCGGGGUCCCACCCAUGCGCUUGACGGACCUACCAAGCACCAUACUCCACCCCACUCAAACCCUCAACGUAAUUCUUGAAGCCUUCUCUCUCCUAACCAAAGCCCAAUCCAUCAUCUUCACUUCAUACUAUGAGCUCCAGCCCAAUGUAAUAAGUGCCCUAAGGCCCAAUCUCCCAAUGCCCAUCUACACCAUUGGGCCUUCCAUCCCUUUCUUAUCACUAAAAACCUCUAAUAUCAAUGAGGCGGGCUACACGAAGUGGCUCGACUCCCAGCCUGAAGCUUCUGUCUUGUAUGUAUCCUUGGGAAGCUUCUUGUCACCAUCAACAGACCAGAUGAAGGAGCUUUCCUCGGGCUUACGAGCCAGCGGGGCUCGAUACCUGUGGAUCGUUCGAGCAAAUCAGGAGUCGAGCUUUAGAGCAGCAUGUUGCGAGGAGAAGGGUUUUACGGCGCCUUGGUGCGACCAGUUGAGGGUUCUCUGCCAUCGUUCGGUUGGCGGGUUCUUGACUCACUGCGGGUGGAAUUCGACCAUGGAGAGCGUUUUUGCGGGCGUUCCGAUGCUUGCCUUGCCGUUGCGUUCGGAUCAGGUUCACAACAGCAAGAUAAUAGCGGAGGACUUGGGAGUUGGGGUGAGAUUGAAGAGGGUGGUUGGUUUGGAAAAUGUUAUUGGGAGAGAGGAAAUUGCAGAGACUGUGAAGAGGUUUAUGGAUUUGAACGAAGAAGAGAGUAAGGAAAUGAGAAGAAGAGCUAAAGAACUCCAAGAAACUUGUCACAGGGCUGUUGAAGCUGGUGGAUCAACUGAUGCUAAUGUCAAUGAUUUUCUUGAAAGCCUAGGCAAUAUUACAAGUUAGUACUGGCCGGUACGACUUUUUAGAUUUCGUUUUGUCAGGGUGCAAAUGGAGGAAAUCGCUGCCGGGCGUGCUUCAAGAGCGGCUUGCGGUAGUACUUGUGGAGAAUUUAGUAAUCAAUUCUUGCCUUGGAUGAUAUUCGACUCGUUGACCUCUUAGUAGAGAAUUUAGUAAUCAAUUCUUGCCUUGGA